Messenger RNA from Melanotaenia boesemani (Boeseman's rainbowfish), 943 nucleotides. Its product is annotated as germ cell-specific gene 1-like protein. Bases 53 to 487 code for a protein of 144 amino acids. The transcript has 2 exons. Lineage: Eukaryota; Metazoa; Chordata; Actinopteri; Atheriniformes; Melanotaeniidae. Gene Ontology annotation, cellular component: plasma membrane. The record is from RefSeq and is a predicted model, not a curated record.
CACCAAGUGGUGACUUCAGAGAACUGAACUGUUUGGCCAGUGUUGGUUGAUCAUGGCCCUUCGGUGUGUUGCAGGUCUGUUAGGAAUGGUGGCCCACAUGAUGUUUACCACAGCCUUCCAGCUGACUGUAAGUCUGGGCCCAGAGGACUGGAAACCUCAAACAUGGGACUACAGCUGGUCAUACAUUUUGGCGUGGAGUUCCUUCACGGCCUGUAUGGCGUCCUCGGUCACUACCAUCAACCGCUACACCAAAACCAUCCUGGAGUUCAAGCACAAGCGCAGGAACAUUGAGAAGAACCUGAAGAUCAAGCAAAAGCUGUUGAAGCUGGACUCUCUGGAGCAGGUGUGGGACAUGUACAUCAGCUCGAUGCCGAGCACCACCGAGGAGCUGCUGGACCUGUCGUCAAACGGCCGCAAACUCUCCAACGCCUCCAUCUUCCUGGACCUUAAUGACCUUCCUGAUCCACAGGGAGAGGAGUACUGCUAGACCAGCAGGGUGCAGCAUUUUCAAACUUCAGCAUGUCACUGUCAUGUUCAGUGCAAUGCAGUAACUUUACUGUAAACAAACUGAGACCCUGGUUGAUGGUUAGUUAUUCCACCACAAUCCUAAUACCACAUGAUUUGGCUAGCAUACUAGUCAGCAGUUUCAACGUUUAACAGACAGAACAAAGUUAGCAAUAAGUUAAAUUCAUUUCUAGUCCACCUGAUAAAUACAAGUCUGACAUUCGCUUUAACCUGGGUUCAUCCAUUCUGCUUGACAGCAUCAUGAGAACAGAUGAUGUCAAACUGUGCCAAAAGGCCAUUUUGGAGACCUCACCUGAACUAAAACCUCUAAUUUUAAUGUUCUGGCUCACUUCAUCAAAGGUGGUCUUUACAGAUAUAACAUUUAUAAAUUAUAGUAAUGAUGUGAUAGAGGUUUAGAGCUAAAACUUCACAAUUAUGA